GCGCGCGCGAGUUCAGUUGCUUGUGGCCUGCACGCGCCGCGCGACACCAUCGAACGCUGCUAUACACUUGACCCAGAGCGCUCACUCGACGACGACGUCGUGGCCCGACCGAUUCGUUGCUGUUCUCCGCGCGUUAAUCCUGCGUGUAAUCACGCGCUCUGCCUGCCCGCCGCCGCGCCGCGAGACAGAGUGUGAUCAGUAUAGUAGUGCAUGUGCGCCGUUGUGUGCCUUAUGUGUUGUGUCGUUCGUCGCCGUCUUGCUCCUUUUGCCGGACGCAAGCCUCGUUCCAAGUAUUAUCAAUCAUGAGUUGAUGAUUGUGCUGUUUCAACGCUGUGUUUUUUUUCGUUUUUGUUUGUUUCCUCACCCUUUUUUUUGUUCGUUCUUUCGUUCGCUCGUUCUGCACCAACCUGCAUCCCCUUUCUUUCCCCUCGCUCGUUUGUUCGAGAUCGUUUGAUUGUUCAUUCGCGUUUGAUCGAGAGAAAUACGUGUUAAUGUAAUUACAUGUUGUUAUUAGUCGUUAUUUUGUGUUUUUGUGUUCCGCGUGAAUAAAUACGGUCAAGCUCGUCUUGUGUGCGGCGGAAUUUGUUGUCGCGUCGACACGCGCGGGUCUCCUCGUUCGUCGUUUGCACGUCGAUUGCCUGCGAUCGAUAUCGACUUUCUCCCGGACAACACCACUACUACUCGCCUGACGGAGAAGCUGCUGAUUUAAUCGCAGUGAUUCUGGCGUUCGAGAAAAUCACGGUUCAGGGUCCGAUUCCUCCUCGCGCUCGCACCGUUUGAGCGAGCGUCUACAAGCCUCGUGACGCACAGCUUCAGAGGACGGAUAUCAUAUUAUCACCAAGGAGCAGCCAUCCAUUCUUGGGACAACUUGUCACUCGAUAAAACCAGGCUUCAUCUACUGGUGGUACCGAAGGCUCAAGUCCAGCCUCCAGUCCUGCAUCAGCAGCAAGUUUAGCUGCAAUGGCAGCCCCAAAAUUUGGAACUCUUGUACCAAACAGAAUUUUUGUUGGUGGUAUAUCACCAAGCACAAGUGAAGCAGAAUUAGCUCAGUUAUUUUCUGCUUAUGGUACUGUCAAAGCUACAAAAAUUAUUGCUGAUAGAGGAGGAGCUUCAAAGGGCUAUGGUUUUGUGACUUUUGAAACAGAAGAGGAAGCUAAACGUCUGCAGCAAGAGUCGGAAUGCAUCAUACUCAGAGAAAGAAAAUUAAAUAUUGCACCAGCAAUAAAAAAGCAAUCAUUUAACCGUUCGUUUGAUGGAGGAAGUGGAUCUCCUCCUGUUGUGCCGACUAGUACUUAUUAUUAUGCUAAUGGAAUGGGUCUUCCGUAUCAAAAUGGAAUGACUUUUUAUAAUGCAGGAGGUCCUGCCCCUGGUGCGGGACUAGCUCCUCCUACAGAUCCUACAACUUUGUAUCAAGCAGCAGGAGUGUUUGGGCCUCAAGCAUCAUCCAGUCAUCAAACAUUUGCACCAAUGAUGUAUCCUAUGCCAACACCUUCAAUCUACAUGCCACAACAAUAUCAAUAUUCUCCAAUGCCUUAUGAGCCAUACUUCCCCGGGGCGGCUGCGGGUGGACCGCCUUUUAUGUACACGUCAAACGGAGGCGGUAGUCAGAAUCAAUCUGGAGGCGGAAGCACUGGCAACAGCAGUGGAACAGGAAAUGGGGCUGGGAAUAAUUCAACUCCAUAUCAAAGUCAUCUUUACGGUGGAGGGCCAAACUCACAUCAUGCAUUAACAGCUGGAUCAAGUGGAUCUCAGUCAGGACCACCUCAGUCUCAUCAAAUGGAACAUAUAUAUUACUCUUAUCCUCCACCACAUGUACUACCACAGCAUCAGCAUCAUACUGGACCUUUAAACAUGGCUGAUCAACAACUGCUCAUUUAUUCUGAAAUAGCUGUACCCCCACCUCAGCAAGGAUCUGCCAAUGAAUCACUUAUUAAUCAAGAGGAGACUCAUUCGACAUCGAGCCACCUCUCAGCGGAGCAUCAUCGAAGCGGCAACAGCAACGUGACCUCGGACAGCGGGGGCGGUGGCGGUGGCGGAGGCGGCACAAAUAACACGAACGCCCAGCCACCAGAUCCGUCGUCCGCUGGCACCGGGCCUCAUCCCAAGUAUCCUCGCUAUCCCUCCGCCAAUUUCCACCCCGUGAGUAACCUUCAGGAGGUUCCACCCCCUCCAGCCCCUCUCGCGCACAGCGCGCUAGACUUAGCCGAGGCGCAGUCGAGCGAGCAGAAAUCUAGUCUGCAUUACCGCGGCCUGGCCAUGUAUCCACAAGCCGUGUAUCAUACCCAGUACCCCAGUCAGGCAACUAGUCUUCUUCCCACUCCCUCCGUACAGCCGCAUUCCUAUCAUUCGUCUUCGACGGGCAAGUACCCCAGAGCUCUUAUGCAGGGCUCGGGGCCUGUUUACGGCAAGUCUUACAUCAGUCAUCCACCGCCUCAGUCGCAGAAGUAUCCGCGGGUCUCGACUCCUCCCGCGCGUCUGCAACAGCUCGGCCGUCGACCCUCGGCUCCUGGUCCACAGCAGCAACAGCAGCAGCAACAAAAGCAACAGCAACAUCAGCAACAACAGCAUCACCAACAUCAGCAACAACAGCUGCCGCCAACGCUAUACGUGCAUAAACCAGCCGCUUGUCAGUUCGGGGCGCGAUCUCUCGCGACAGGCUACAUCUAUCAACAGCCAAUUCCCGCACCGUACGGACCCAAGUAUGGCUUCGAGUACGCGCGAGCCGAGCGUCCUCAGCGCAGGCUCAACGUGAACAACUACCGUGGCUCCAACCUCACGAUGAGCUCCGCCGAGCCCGCGAGCAAGGACAUUCCGAGUAGUGUUAAACAGCAGCCGCAACAACAGCAGCAGCCACAGACACAAGCGCAGCAAUCCGAUAGUAACGCGAACGUAACUGCUUCCGAAUCGGGUGACGCGAUCGAAACCGUUGAUGCAAACAGCAGCGCACUCGCUACCACUAACACACCGAUCACUUCGAACACGAGCCCCGCGAAUACGUCGUCGAAUCCUAAUCCGAAUCUCUCACCAUCUCCCAAUCCCACCCAGGUCCAAUCGUUCGGCAGUCAGCAGCAACAACAGCAGCAGCAACAACAACGCUUCAAUGGUCAACGAGGGCCAGGCAGGUAUCCACCGGGUGGCGCUUCCGGAGUACGUGGAGCUCCUAAGUCCAGCGCAGUGCGCCAGUCCAAGUUCAAGAUCAACGGCGUUAACCCAACGACCACGGCGACGUCAACGGCCGGAUCGGUGUCAGCGGUGACAACGAAGCAGCAGCAAAGCGAGGAUGCAGGGGGCGGCGACGCUCCGGUCUCGAUAACGAGGCUUCCUCUCACACCACCAGGAACGCCCCAGCAGCAGAGUCCUAACAGCGGUGUUAUCGGUAGCACCGAGCAACAAAUUCAAGAGUCGUGCCAUCAAAUUCAGGCUCUCAGUCUUUGAGCCUACAUCUCGAAAAUAAUACGCUUCGCUCUCUUCCUCUUCUCUUCUCUCUACGGUUUCUGUUAUCUAUCUACAUACAAUUUCAAAGUCAACGCAUCGUACUCGACUGUCGACGAUGAUCGAUUCAACCAUCGCUUUCGUUUCCUCUCGAUUCUGAGCUCGAUGGCGAUGGCGCGUCAUCCGCUCUCAACGAUUUCUACACGAAGAGAGAGGAAGAGAAAGAGCAGUCUCGGGCAAGUAUGAGUGUAUAUUUACGCUAGCAUGUUUACGAGCCUCAACGUCUAGAUAGAGCGCUCUCGCAAUUAUUUGUGCACGCGAUGUGAUCUCAAACGUACUGCGCAGCGAAUGUCUGAUUAAUCGUUAAUAUAUACAUAUUCAUACCUAAAUAUGCCCACACACGCACACACGCACGCAUGACGUAAAUAUGAGUGUACAUAUAUUUACAAUAAAUAAAUGAAGAAAUGAACGUAUAUACACGUUAUACACGUUAUACACGUUAACACGAUAAUAUGUAUCUAUCACUUACGUUACAAGUGGGUGUGUGCGCGCGUGAAACAAAUGACGAAGAUAAUUAUUAUAUUAUACACUAAAAAAUAUAUUAUACAAUAUAUUAUUAUAUAUCAAGAUAUAUAUUAUGUAUAAGAAUGUACGUGCAGCGUGUGCGCGUUCUUUUACUGCGCGACACAUGAUAUAAAGAUGAGGAUGUUAAAACGUUCCAUCGAACAAAAUCUCGGUGACUUGUUGAUUAUUUAUUAAGCGAUCAUAACUAUAACGACGAAUUAAAAGAUUAAUAUAUUCAAAUUGAGCGAGUGAGAGAAAAUUAUAAAACUUCAUGAACGUUAAAUAUUAAAAUGAUAUGAAUUGUGUAUGUGUAUACACGAGUAAAAGUUAAAAUAUUCUAGAUGUAAUGAAGGCACGAUGUAUACAGAAAAUACUUAAAAGAUAGUAUACAUGCAUACCAUGUACUAACUCUCACGAACUUACACGGGUAAAAAAUCGUAAUACAAUAUUAUCAGCAAAAAUUCGAUUUUUUUUUCAUGUAGACAAAAUGUAUAAAAACGCACUUACGUGUGUAUUAACGAUGUCGAUUACGCGUACGUGUUAAAAGUCUCGAAAAGUAACGUGACGUGCUUGCGUGUAAUAAUGCAUGAAUGAGCGAUAACAAUAGGUUCGACUGUUAAAAAAAAAACAUAAAAAUAAGAAUCUCACGAGAAAGACUAUAUACAUAGACGGAACGUUUUAGAGGCAGAUUCGAAGAAGCGUUAUCGCGCAAAUACACUCGCAAAUGCACGUAAAUUUAUACAAAUACAGAAACAUGCACACACGAUUACGAACAUUCAAAAAUUCAAACAAUGCAAUACACACAUUUAUACAUGAUUGUGUUGAAAAAUUAAGAGGUCUUUGCGGUUGAUCGAGAGGACAAUUACAUAGUUCGUUGAUAAAGUAAAUACAGUUGCUCAAAGCACUGCCACAUUCUUUUUUUCUACGAGAAAGAUAGUCUAUUGUAUCGAACGUAUUAUCUUAUUAUUUGCACUGAAUUUGUCAUUUUCAAAACCAUAAAGAAACAGCCAAAUAUUAAACAUUUUUCUAAUCUAUUCGCUGUAAGAAAUUGUUGUAUGCAUCGCUUGCAAGAUUGAUCAUGUGAACAAUCUAUUGUUACAAAAGGUUGAAUAAUUAAAUAUUACUUUGUAGUAUCAUCAGUCGACCUAUUGUUGAUUACAAUAUGGAGGUUUUGUUUGCGAUUCCAUUCUCAGUUUCAAUUCAAUUCUUUAAGAGAAUGUAGAAAAGUAAGCUAAAAUAUUGAAGCCCCGUGUUAGAAAACGAAUAAAAUAUAUUUAAAAGUGUGGCGGAUUCAAAUGUGUUGGCUGUGAGCUUCCAAGCGAAUAACAAUAAUUAAAUUAUUAUAAUAUUGUAAAAGUUAUAUGAUAUUCUACCUAAUUGUAACGAAUACGAAUUUCUUUUUUCAAAAAGUGGAAAAUUUAUUAGCUCGGUCUUAAAUAUGAUAACUCGAGCAUUGAAUACGUGAACUGGAUACAUUAUUGCCGAUUAGCAAAUUAAAGGUGAAAUAUAAGCGUAAUUUUCAAAAAAUUUAAAAAUGUCAAGAAAAUGCGGAAGUUUCACCGUGAAAUUAUAAACAAAUGAAACUUAACUCGUGUUUACAAAGACUAAAUGACAAUUGCAAAUUUACAAGGCCUAGACAGAAUUAGAAAUUGAGAAUUGUUAUAAGAUUGCAAAUUUAUUAAAUGAAGAGUGCCUUCUAUUUGUUUUUGUGAUUGUACUGUUGAACGUUUGUUAAGUUGCGUUCCCAGAGCCUCUAAAGUUGUUAUAAUAAAUGAAAAUGAUAAUCGUUGGAA
This is a messenger RNA of Trichogramma pretiosum, 5789 nucleotides long. RefSeq names its product trithorax group protein osa-like. The record is from RefSeq and is a predicted model, not a curated record. The coding region runs from base 961 to 3435 and encodes 824 amino acids. Gene Ontology annotation, molecular function: RNA binding. The transcript has 7 exons. Lineage: Eukaryota; Metazoa; Arthropoda; Insecta; Hymenoptera; Trichogrammatidae.